AUACCAAUAUGGCGAAAUUUUCAUUCAUGUCAUUUUUGCUGUGAUGUUCUUUCGUUGUGUAAAAUAUUCUCAAAUUAUAACAUUAAUAUAAUGGCUGACACCGGCUUACGUAUGAAUUUUGCUGCGUUAAAAAGGGCAGAUCCUUAUGCCAAGGAAAUAAUCGACAGUGCAUCACACGUAGCAUUGUAUACGUUUGAAGAAAAUGAAUGGGAGAAAACGAACAUCGAAGGAGCUUUGUUUGUGUAUAGCAGAAAUGGGGAACCAUAUCACAGUCUGGUAAUUAUGAACAGAUUGAAUACAAACAAUCUGAUCGAGCCAGUAUCGAAGGGCUUAGAAUUACAACUGAAGGAACCUUUCCUGUUGUAUAGAAAUGCCAAGUGUCGUAUUUACGGCAUAUGGUUCUAUGACAAAGACGAGUGCGUCAGGGUAGCGACAAAAUUGAACUGCAUUGUGAAGGAUUCGGUCAGCACGAAAGGCCCCGGUGAUAGCGUGGCCGCGGCGCCGGCGUACAGCGCCCCGGCGACGUCGGCCGGCGUCGACAUCUUCAGCAUGCUGAGCAAGGCGCAGGAUGACUACAACUCCAACAAGGGCGGGCCGGGCGGCAAGCAGGACGCCGCGCGGGCCCCGGACAUGACGUCACAGAGCGUCAUGGACUUCUUUGCUAAAGCAGGCGGGGGAGGAGCUGCUGCCCAGAUGCCGGCGGUCUCCUCGCUGCCGUCGCCCGGGAUCUUCGGCCCCCGGCCAGCCGACACGCGCGAGGGACCAAUGCUCCUGCAGAGACUCAUGAGCAACCCCGCCCACUCGGUAGAGCACAUCGAGAAGCAGCAGCGGUCCAUCACCCCGCAGGAGCACUGUGCCAAUGGCAACAUAGCAUUAGAAGCUUCCAUGCGCCAAAAUUGUGGAUUUCCAUUGAAGUCAACACCCAUAGAAAAACAAAACCACGUUAACAACCAGCAGAGGGUAACUGGAAUUAAAAAGGGGGAUGGGCCAGAUACAAAUGGGCCUAUUAAUUUGGAACAUGAGCUUAACUUUAUGCACAUAUCUUCCCCAAAGCCCACCUCACCAUUGGCUAGCUACUUGAGUCAAUCUCAGGAAAUAAACCACUCGGUAAGCACUUAUAAUGGUAGCAAGGUUUUGGAAGAGAAAGGAUUAUUCCCAAUGUUGAACAACACACUGGGCACUCCGCAGAAGCCAGCUCUCAUGCCUCCAACAAUGUUCACGGCGAGCACGGGACCUGAGCCCAGCUCCCCGGAGCCUCUCACAAGGAAUCAGCUCCUCCAGGCCUUCAACUAUCUUCUCAAGCAUGACGCCGACUUUGUGAACAAACUGCAUGAGGCCUAUGUGAAAUCUUUCUCAGAAAAAGCAUUUUCUGUGUCAUAAACUUCAUUCUUUAGGUAGGCAUGUGACUCACUCACUUACAUCAUGUACAGUUGUAAUUUGAAGUAUAAAUCCAUUCAAAAAAUGUUGUGUAGUCCUUCUUCUAGGUUUAUAGAUAGUUGAACAUAGUUUCAGAUAGUUUGGACAUAAUGUUUUAAAUAAGUUUUAACUUUGACUUGGUCAUUGAACUCUAUAUAGGGAAUGAAUUUUAGUGUCUACAUUCUCUAGUUAUGAUGAUUAUAAUGUAAAAUUACUAUUUUCUGGAAAGGCUGUUUGUGAUAGUUAUAUUUUUGCCUCAGCUUCUGAUAACACUUGACUGGGACGGCUGAACUUGCAUCAUUUCUUUAGAUGUGUUAUGUUAUAGUUCAUUGCAAUUGUGCGAUGUGAGUGUCGCCAAAAAAAGAAUUUAAAUGACAAUACUUUUAUUUUUAAAGGUAUUUUAUCUCCUAGAGAUAUGAAGAAAGUUUUAUGUGCACAUUUUUGUUUCCUGCUGUCGACAUUUUGAGAUAAGGAUAUAAUUUUGAAAAAGGACAUUGCUUUAAUAGUAGUAGGACUGCAAUAAUUUGCUAAAGGUUUACAAGAGUUAUCAUUUCCUAUUCACAUAUGAAUACGCUUGUAGUAUAUGUAUAAUUUUUGUAAGUUGUAAUGUUUCUAAUUUUUAUUUGAUUUAAAAUCUGUCUUUGUUCAAAAAACUUCAUAAUUUGUAUAGCACUGAGAUAAAGAAUUGCCACAAAAAUAUAUUUCUUAUUACGGCAAACUUGUAUGAAACAAUUACGUAUUUGAUGUUGAUUUGUUAAAUAAGUUGGUACUUUACGAAACUGUGUUACGACUUUACACAUGAAAUCUUUAGUGGUCUUGUAUUUAUUUUUCUGUAGUACUUGGCACAGUAAUAAGUGUUGUAAUUCUAUUGAACUUCUGCCAGUCUGAUUAUAUAAUACCUACUAUAAAAUUAUCUUUAUUUCUUAAGCUCUACUCAUUUGGCUGGAGCUGAAUAAUUGAUUUUAGUGACUUUCUAAUAAUUUACAGGAAAUAUUGUAUUAGGAGCCAGCCUUUCUAUUCAAGAUAUUUUUUUAAUUGUUUUUGUACUUUCCUUGCCUUUUAAUUAAGAAGGGGAGUAUCUAUAAAACAAUAGGAUGAUCUACAUAAAAUAAGGUCUUCAUAUAAUACAUCUAAAGUUGAUUAGCUAAGCAAUUUAACAUUGACUUUUGUAAAUGUUUUUAUGCAAUUUGUGAUGAGAGCAUUUAUCCAUUUGGAAUACAAUUUGACAAAACAUAAUUUUAAUUAUAAAUUAUUGCACAAAAAGACAAUAGUGACAUACUUUGGCCUACUAUUUAUUAAGUUGAAUAUGAUGCAUUUAUAACUAAAUAUUUCAAUGGAUAACUGCUCUUAAUUUCAUUAAAAAAAUGAUUGACAUGCUCAUGCUACAAGUAUUUUUUAGUCUGUAUACCCGUGAUAAUUUGAAUUAGUUUCGACAGUGUUGGUUAUUAUGAUUGUGUCUAAAUUCCUUUAAAUUAAACAGUCCAUGAAAUAUU
Molecule: messenger RNA, 2909 nt
Organism: Plutella xylostella (diamondback moth)
Lineage: Eukaryota; Metazoa; Arthropoda; Insecta; Lepidoptera; Plutellidae
Gene: DCP1
Product: decapping mRNA 1
Biological process (GO): positive regulation of catalytic activity; deadenylation-independent decapping of nuclear-transcribed mRNA; deadenylation-dependent decapping of nuclear-transcribed mRNA
Cellular component (GO): P-body
Molecular function (GO): mRNA binding; enzyme activator activity
Source: RefSeq, a predicted model, not a curated record